Molecule: messenger RNA, 912 nt
Organism: Tilletiaria anomala UBC 951
Lineage: Eukaryota; Fungi; Basidiomycota; Exobasidiomycetes; Georgefischeriales; Tilletiariaceae
Product: NAD(P)-binding protein
Exons: 2
Coding region: 1-912 (303 amino acids)
Biological process (GO): fatty acid elongation
Cellular component (GO): endoplasmic reticulum
Source: RefSeq, a predicted model, not a curated record
AUGUCGCACCCUCUGCAACGCUAUCUGCACGCCAAUGGUUCUACCACGUCAUCGCGCUCGUCUGGUGCACCUUAUGCGCUUGUCACCGGGAGCACGGGUGGCAUGGGUGAGGAGUGGGCGUAUCAGCUCGCAGGUCUUGGCUUCAAUGUGAUCAUUCAAGGGCGAAAUCGCUCAAAACUGGAAGUCGUCAAAAAGGAGAUCCUGUCCAGGCCGGCAUCAAAGGGGGUCGACGUCAAAUUGCUCGUCACGGAAGCGACUAUCUGGCCCAAUGAACCCCUCACUCAAGGUCUGACGGCGCUCAUGAACGAUUCAAGUGUACGUUUGACGAUUGUCGUAAACAAUCUCGGUAUCAACUCGGUCUCGUACCCGCGAUUCGAGACGGAAACCAGAGAAGACGUUGCAAGUAUCAUCAUUGCGAACUCAAUGUUUCCAGCAGAAGUCACGCGUUUGACUCUUGGGAAACUCAAGCAGCACCAGCCAAGCUUACUCGUCACCAUCACCAGCAUGGCAUGGACCAAUCCUCCACCGUAUCUCUCUCCCUAUUGCGGCACCAAAGGGUUUGACGUUUCGUUCAGCCGCUCGCUGUACAACGAAAUGUGGGCAGAAAAGCAGAAAGUGGAUGUAGUGUGCAUGGCGCCAGGCCAAGUUGUCUCGGGCAUGCACGAAGGCGAGCCAGGGAUCAUGGUUCCCACGUCGGAAGCAUGGGUGCGUGCAGCGAUCACUUCCCUUCGCUCAACAUGGUGGACACCGCGCCCGGCUCCGUUCAUAUACCCCUGGGGCCCGCAGCGGUGGUCGCAAGCCAUCGCCGAUUGGCUGCCCAGCUCGUUCAGUAGUUGGAUCGCCAUUCAAAUGGCGCUCAGCCUCAGAGAAAAGUAUUGGAAGAAGAUGGGGAUCGACGGGGUUCAGAGCUAA